Molecule: messenger RNA, 985 nt
Organism: Daphnia magna
Lineage: Eukaryota; Metazoa; Arthropoda; Branchiopoda; Diplostraca; Daphniidae
Exons: 4
Coding region: 141-809 (222 amino acids)
Cellular component (GO): chitin-based extracellular matrix
Molecular function (GO): structural constituent of chitin-based larval cuticle
Source: RefSeq, a predicted model, not a curated record
GGGCGGAGUUAUGAAGGAAUGGAUGUAUAAAUGUGCCUGCACGGUGGAUCCAAUAUCAUUCUCAACAGCAUUCUCAAAGCGAGUGUAGUGUACUCCAUUUCAGCCAAUUUCAUCUACCAGUUCUUACCAUUUCUAGGAAUAUGAAGGUUUCAAUUGUGAUUGCACUGUUGUGCCUGGUGGGUUUGUCUGUAAGUUUCCCGGCUGAGUCCAGUGGAUCUUUCCCUGAAAGACGCAACCUGCGUAGGAAGAACGCGGUCACCGCAGCUCAACCGUUCCGCAACCGCCAAUCUGAACCUCUUCAGCCCGAAUACCUUUCCGCCAAACCCAAACAAACCAGCGAAUACACGCCUUUAGGUCCAGAUGCCCAGGACCGUGAGUCUUCCCCCCAACAGAACUUUGCCAGACCAGGUUUCCAGCAGAAACGCAAACCUAUCAGCCCCAUUAGACCCGUGGCCGAGAAGUACGUCGCCGAAGCCAGCAACGCCUACGAUAACAACGGAUACGAUGCAGGCACCUACGACGACGGACAUCUUAAAUUCGAACAAGGAGUGCAAAACAACGCUGCUUCCUACAACAGUGAUCAGGGGGUGAAAGACGGUCGCGUUCAAUUCUCCAUCGCAGGUCAACAGGGACCCAACAGCUACCGUUUCGGUUACGACACUGGCAAAGGAGCUGACCGCACUUUCCGCAUUGAGGAACGUGACAACUCCGGUGUUAUUCACGGACGUUAUGGAUACUACGAUCCAUCUGGAAAAUUCCGCGUCGUCAACUACAAAGCUCACCCUGAGUCCGGAUUCGCUAUUGUUUGAAUAGUUGUUCCAGAGUAUUCCAGGCUGGAGGGUAACUGAGACUGAUUCCAUGAACAUCUGCCGAGCUUCUUGAUGUUAUUCACUUAAUAUAACGUUUGUUGGCUUGGUGUAGCUGGGCUACGCCAGUCGAAUUUUGUUUUCGAAUACAUCCAUCUCUUGAUGAGAUUUAAAAACUA